Molecule: messenger RNA, 3550 nt
Organism: Hypomesus transpacificus
Lineage: Eukaryota; Metazoa; Chordata; Actinopteri; Osmeriformes; Osmeridae
Product: skin secretory protein xP2-like
Exons: 4
Coding region: 342-2099 (585 amino acids)
Source: RefSeq, a predicted model, not a curated record
AAUAACGUAAAGAAAGAGAGAGUGAAGUAGAUGGUCUUCAUUUCACACAGUGUGACUGUCCUUUACGUGGCUCCUGCUCGUUGAGUCUCGUUAUCCAGGGCAUUAGGAGGGCGACAGGCCAUGCACAAAGUACCAGGCCAGGGGAGAUAGUGCUGCUUAUAGCCUCUAUUAGAGAAGAGAAAACCGAAAACUGUCCAUGUUUUCACCAACCCUCCCGUGUGUGUGCUGACAGAUCAUCGGGCAUUUAUCAAUCUGUGUUGUUUACUUCGUCGACUUGAAAAAAAAUCCCUUCGUCUAUCCCUUCAUAUCAGCUACCCCCUUAAUUUCUGCUAUUUUUCGCGAUGGGGUGCUCUUCGUCCAGCGCGCAGACAGUUGACCAGGAGAAGAGACCAGGAACCAAGCACGAGGAGAGCAACGGAGACACCACAUUCAUUGUCAAAAAUGGCAUCGUUGCAGAGGACACAGAGACCAUUGCGGACCAGAUGCAGCUACCGGUGCAGAGCGCCCUGCUGGACGACUUCCAGCCUGGAACCUAUGAAGAGGCUGAGCUGGUGGCCAUAGCCCAGGAGGCAGACGAGAGCCUGGGGAUGGAUGUCGAGGAGGAGACCCUGGCUGUGGUGAUCUCAGAGGCAGAGCCAGAGAGCUUCGCCCCACUGGAGGCCCCUGAGACUGUGGUGGUAGAGGCUGCACCAGAAGUGGACCCUGAACCUGGAGCUGCUGUUGAGGCUGUGCCAGUGGAUGUGGCUGCAGUAGAGGCCUCCCCUGCCCCUGUGGAGGCUGCUGCUCCCCCUGCAGCGAGCGAACCCGCCCCGGAGGCAGAGGCAGCUCCGGCUCCUGUGGCUAUGGAGGAGAUCUCAGCCCCUGAGCCCCAGCCUCCAGCUGUGGAGGAGACCCAAGAAACCAUGGAGGUUGCACCACCAGCAGAUGCCCCUAGUGCCCUGGAGGUGGUGAUGCCCCCUGCAGCAGUGGUGGAGCCAGUGAAGGAGGCUGAGUCUGCUGCCCCAACUCCAGCAGCAGCAUCAGAACCAGCUCCAGCAGCAGCAGUAGCAGAGCCAGCCCCAGCAGUGGCAGAACCAGCUCCAGCAGCAGCAGUAGCAGAGCCAGCCCCAGCAGUGGCAGAACCAGCCCCAGCAGUAGCAGAGGCAUCUCCAGCAGUAGCAGAACCAGCCCCAGCAGUAGCAGAGGCAUCUCCAGCAGUAGCAGAACCAGCCCCAGCAGUGGCAGAACCAGCUCCAGCAGUGGCAGAACUAGUUCCAGCAGUGGCAGAACCAGCCCCAGCAGUAGCAGAACCAGCUCCAGCCCCAGCAGUAGCAGAACCAGCUCCAGCAGCAGCAGAACCAUCUCUAGCCGUAGCAGAGCCAGCUCCAGCAGCAGCCCCCAGUGCACCAGUGGAGGGUGCCCCAGCUCCAGUCUCAGGUGCAGACCCAGCCCCUGAACCCACACCGGCUGCUCACGCACCUACUACCAUUCCUGCCACUAACCCAGAACCAGCCCCUGCCCCUGAACUUACCUCGGUCCCUGCUUCAGCUCCUGAACCAGUUGUUGCUCCUGAACCUACCCUGGUCCCUGCUCCUUCCCCUGAACCUGCUGUUGUUCCUGCCCCUGAACCUACCCCGGCCCCAGUUACUACCCCUGUUCCAGUUGUUGCCCCUGAACCUGUUGUCGUCUCUGCUGCUGCCCCUGAACUUACCACGGUCCCUGCUCCUGCCCCUGAACCUGUUGCUGCUCCUGAGCCUACCCCGGUCCCUACCCCUGAACCUACCCCGGUCCCUACCCCUGAACCUGUUGCUGCUCCUGAGCCUGUUGUUGCUCCUGAACCUACCCCGGUCCCUACCCCUGAACCUACCCCGGUCCUUGCUACGGCCCCUGUUCCAGUUGUUGCCCCUGCUCCUGAACCUGCCCCAGUCGCUGUUCUGGAACCUGCUCUUGCUCCUGCACCUUCUCCAGUUGUGGCUUCUGCUCCUACACCUGCUAUUACCCCUGCUCCAGUCAUUACCCCUGCUUUUGUGCUCCAAGCUGGAGUGAAUGUGUUGGAGACAGUGGCGGCGCAGGCAGCUGAAGUGGUCCUACAGGAAGCACAGAAGGCCAAAAAGGACUAGAGGUCCUCACCCCAACAUGAAGAGGCCUCUGCGCCAAGUGGAAUGAAAAUGAUGAAUAUAUGAGGAAAUAAUGCACAAACCCAAAGAUGCACGAGAAAAAGGCUACUGGAAAACAAACACACACUUUUACUGUAAAAGCACACGCACACACACAAACACACACACAUGCCUAACUAGCUGCAGACCAGCUCCAUUCGAUUUUUACUGUGAGUUCUUACACCAGGAUGCCUUCAUAACCUGUUCUUCCAGAAAGAUCACACUGUUUCCUCCAUUUGUACAUAUAAUAUUUCUCACUCCUGGUACUGGCAUUGUUACUGAAAGAAGUGCCUUGAGCCUCGCAGCUCCCUCAAACAGACUGUUAGCUGCUGUGCUGAAGCAGGAUGAUGCACGACGAUGGAUACCAGAGCACAACUGUGAACAGGCUACAGGACAACACUGUCACUUUCGAAACAUCAGGGUGGAGUGGCCGUGGUGCGGAUCAGCUUCGCGUGGAAAGGCUACCUAGAUUCAUUACUACUUAACUAGCUGCUCCAAUGAUGAGGAAUACAAGCCAAACAUAUUAUAACAACUGUGAAUGCAAAUACAUGUUACAUGUUAGCCUAGCGCGCUCAACCAGGCGAAGGAAGAUGGACUCACCACACCCUUUCCAUGGUAAUCUAAACCUCGCUAAUGAUGAAUUCAAAAAGGGUUGACAAGUACAUGUAGGUAUGUGAAUACUAAAGGUUUAACUGUAGAGCAGAGUGUUGAUAUACGAUGGGAUGAGUUUAUGUGUGUUGCGUGCAUGUUAGGGCUUCUCUUUCCUGUCGCCUUGUGUAUAUAAGUUUGUCAUUAAAAAGCAAUUAUGAAUGGAAGUUACUCUGUUUAGGUGACCAUCUACGCUAAGGAAACAGUACAUUGUACCAAAUGCAGACUGAGUGAGGCUGGUGUGGAGGAGGUUAUGUAUUGUAAAUCAAAUAUUACAGGAGUCAGUGAUCAUGUUUUUUCAUCCAGAGGACAAGGAUCAAAGUCAAGAAAGCUUCCAUUAGCGGAUCCAUUAACUCUUAUCCUCUUGUUCCUUCAGGCUUUACAACAUAACACACCAACACAACACUGGGUUUGCGGUGCACCUCCUACAGAAACUGAUCCUUUUAACCCUAAACAUAACAGAAUGAAGACCAUUAUAAAAUGGCUUAGGGAAUUUGACAUGUUCAGACUCCAGUGUCUGGUCCUUUGACAGUUUUGAAGGCUCAGUCUCACCUCAUACCAUGGUUGGGAAAGACUGUGCCUGCUUGUCUAAUGUUGGUUCGUAUGAUGACGAUGGGUAGCGGGAUCAAAUGUUUUUCCAUGUUCUUUUUCUAUGCAAGGCCCAGAAACGAUCACUCUUCUGUCGUAUGUUAUUUCUGAGCUGUGUAUGUGAUGUGCUAAUGUUUUAGUGUACAGUCCAAAUAAAAUCUUGCUUACUAAUACUCAGA